GCUUGAGGAGUCAGAUUAGCUGCUCUUAUUGGUCCAUUGAAGGAGAAUGUGGUCUGGUCAUGUCACUGUAGAGUCUCACUUGUGUUUCAUUCCCGCAGACACUGAAGACAUGAGUCUGUACCAGCACCAGGCGGGGGUGGAGGUGAUGAGGAUCGUGCUGCUGGGGAAGACUGGAAAUGGGAAGAGUGCCACGGGGAAUUCCAUUCUGGGAGGAAAGCACUUUGAAUCCAAGUUCAGCCCCAGAUCUUUAACCCAGACAUGCUCCAGAGCGGUUGGAGAGGUGGACGGACAAGCGGUUGCCAUCAUCGACACCCCAGGUCUCUUCGACACCCGGUUUGACCAGAAAAUGUUGGAUUUGGGCCACUGCGUUUCAUUCGCCGCUCCCGGACCUCACGUCUUCCUGGUGGUGGUCAAGCUGGGAAGGUUCACGGCUGAAGAGCAGCAGACGGUGCGGAAGAUCCAAGAGAUGUUCGGUCCAGCAGCUGACAGGUACAGCAUGGUGCUCUUCACUCAUGGAGACCAGCUGGAAGGAAGCUUGGAGGAGUUCCUGAGCGAGUGUCCAGAGAUCCAGGAGCUGGUGAGAAGAUGUAACGGCGAGUACCAGGUCUUCAACAACAAGUCCGCAGAUCGCUCCCAGGUCGCUCAGCUGCUGCAGAAGAUCCACCGAAUCGUGCAGAAGAACGGAGGAAGCCACUACACCAACGGCAUGUUCCAGGAGGCGGAGAGAAAAGCUGAAAGGGAAGAACGGAGAAAAAAAAGAGAGAAAGCCGAGAAGAUCCGUCGAGAGAGGGAAGAAAUGGAGAGGGAGAUUCAGAGGCAAUAUGAUGGAAGGAUGCAGAUAAUACGAGCUGAGCAGGAGAGAAGGAGAGAAGCAGAGAGAAGAGCAAUGCAGGAGAGGCUGGAGAGAGAGCUGAGGGAAGAGAGGCAGAGGAUCGAGGAGGAACAGAGGAGGGAGAGGAUGAGAGCGCAGAUGGAGAUGGAGAGAUUAAGGAGAGAGUUGGAGGAGCGACAAGAGCAAGCGAUACAGGAGGAGCGGGAGCGACUGAUGCGGCAGGCUGAGGAGGAGCGGCGACGACAACAGGAGAGACAGCAUGAAAAGGCCUGUUUCAUUUUGUGAUGGCACUGUGGUUGUGUUCACAUGAAUAAAUGGUUCGAGUGCGUUUCCU
Molecule: messenger RNA, 1166 nt
Organism: Synchiropus splendidus (mandarinfish)
Lineage: Eukaryota; Metazoa; Chordata; Actinopteri; Syngnathiformes; Callionymidae
Product: GTPase IMAP family member 9-like
Exons: 2
Coding region: 47-1117 (356 amino acids)
Molecular function (GO): GTP binding
Source: RefSeq, a predicted model, not a curated record